GUUGAAGUCCACGAGUCAUAAAAGAGCCAAGGUUGCCUACCCCUGGUCUAUAGUAAUAGCUGUUAGGCAACAUACAUUAAAUCAAAAAAUUAAAUUACUACUUUAAAAAAAUACAAAUGAAUACCAUAAAUGUAAAACUCCUUUAAAUACCAUGCACUAAUAAACAAAGAAAUUAAAAGGCACAAGAAAACAAAUAUUUUAGUUUGGUGCUGCAAGAAUAACAGAGACAUCAUACAGUCUUCUCAGAAGGGUACAAUGGAAAGCUGAAAAGAUCUGCCUCAAAAUAUUAGGAUCUUGAACUUAACAUAAUUAUGUUCUGCCACUGAACAUCCAUCUUUCUCUCCAAUUUUGUCCUUAUUGUAACGGAGGUAGUAAGGUAGAUGUGGUAAAGUGUUAUUGCUAGAGAGACAUUGAUUUUCUAAAAUAUGUUACUUCAGUGUUGAAGAUACUCAUCCUUCUAAGGUAGACGGUGUGGAACCAUACAUGCUCAACAAGUGGAUUUGUUAAUGGAAAAAUAAUUCUAAGCUUUGUAGGAGAAAAAUUUGGGAUAUUCCAAAUAAGAACGAUGUAAAAUUAUCUUAAUGUCAGUAACACUGAAUAUAGUACUGAAGCUACUAUAUUUCUAAUUCCAUGAUGAAAAGGAACAAAUUUAAUACUAUGUCUCUUGCAUGCAGUUGCAUUCUCAGGUUUAAUCCUGACAUCUCAAGGCAGAGCUUGUACAGAUCUCAGUCUGAAACUGGAGAACUGCUGAUAACAUUCAUUGGAAAUUCUGGAAUCUGCAAUAUCAAAACAACUAUAGGACUGACAUGACUAAUAUUUGGAAUAUGGGUUUUUAAUGCUAUGUUUUAGUUUGUAGAAUAGAAAAUGCAAAGUAUACGUGUUCAGUAGUCAUGUAUCUUCAGGACAGAAACAGAAAUAAAAUUUUGCGUGAAAAAGUUUUCAUAAUAUAUGAAGUAUUAUACUAUCAAAACACAGUAAAGUACUAUAUCAGGUUUUGUAAUCUAAUGAAAAAGUCAGGGAAAAGGCAAAAUUUUAAGUAUAAUUCUUUCCAGUAUGUACUCUUAUACUUUACAGGCACAUGAAGCAGUAAUCAUUUUCUUUCUACCAGUUUCUACAAUUUAGACUUAACUUCAGGAGUAGAAAACACAAGUACUAUACUAAAACGUAAUUGAAUUAGAAUUCAGAAUGAAAAAUUAGAUAAUAGUAUUCAUCAACCAUUGUUUUAGGCUGAAUUAUGAAAAAUGUGAAGUGUCUGAAAAAUGAAGCUAAGAAUUAGCUAAGUUGUCUUUGGCAUCACUGUCAGUAAAACAAUCUGAUGACUUUUACAAAACAGCUGUUUCCUUUCAAAAUCUAAAAUAAUAAAUUUACAGCAAUUUCCAUCUUCUUCAACUAUCACACAUUGGCUUUAAUUUUAUAUCAAGAAGUCCAUUGAAAAUUAAAGAGGUGUGAACACGCAGUUCAGUUAUGUCACAGCUGUCAGAUGGCCUCUUGACCCCACAGAAACAAAAUCCUGACAUUAUGAGUACCAGUGAAGUUUACCAACAAAACUAAAUAUGACUGCCAAAGACUAUAAAAUUUAAAACAAAACCAUAUAUUGGGUUGCAUUAUUCAUGCAUCAAAUAAGUUUCAAAACUGACUUCAACUACACAGGAAUGAUUACUUAUCAAAGCCCUUGUCUACAAAUACACACACACACACACACACUGAUAUAUGUAUAACUUCCUCUCUCAAAAAAUGCUACCAUUCAUAAAAUGAUGAUAGAAAAGUGACAAGAAAUUUUCCCCAAGUGUUUUAGGAACUCUAAAUUAGAAUUUCUCAAUAUUGGCCACUUGAAGAUGUAUGAACUUCAACUCCCAGAAUUCUGGAAGUUGAAAUGCACACAUUUUCAAGUGGCCAACACUGAGAAAUACUGUUCUAAAUGUACAAGCUGGGAUUGGAUUUCACUUUUUUUUUUCCAGUUAUGUGUUUAUCACUCUGCAACCUUUCUAUUUACCAGACCUCUAUAUCUGAAAAAAAAAAAAACCCACCAGGGAUUGAGUUCUGUCAUAAAGUCUUCCAUUAAGAACUUCCCUUCUUGUGUCUGAUUUGUAACACAGAAAAGCAGGGCACACAUUUUCAAGUGGCCAAUACUGAGAAAUACUGUUCUAAAUGUACAAGCUGGGAUUGGAUUUCACUUUUUUUUUUCAGUUAUGUGUUUAUCACUCUGCAACCUUUCUAUUUACCAGACCUCUAUAUCUGAAAAAAAAAAAAAAACCCACCAGGGAUUGAGUUCUGUCAUAAAGUCUUCCAUUAAAAACUUCCCUUCUUGUGUCUGAUUUGUAACAGAAAAGCAGGGCACACAUUUUCAAGUGGCCAACACUGAGAAAUACUGUUCUAAAUGUAUAAGUUGGGAUUGGAUUUCACUUUUUUUUCCAGCUAUGUGUUUAUCACUCUGCAACCUUUCUAUUUACCAGACCUCUAUAUCUGAAAAAAAAAAAAACCCACCAGGGAUUGAGUUUUGUCAUAAAGUCUUCCUUUAAGAACUUCGCUUCUUGUGUCCGAUUUGUAACACAGAAAAGCAAGGCUACUCAGACCCACUUCCUGGUCACCUCAUAACUCACUAGGCAGCCUUUCUCAACUUUAGCAGCUUAAGAUGUGGACUUUAACUCCUAGAAUUCCCCAGCCACUAUGCUAGAUAUGGAAUUCUGGGAGUUGUAGUCCAUAUCUUAAAAGUGAGAAACACUGCACCACAGUGAUAGGUAAAAAGCAACAUCUUGCCAAUAUUGUCAGAUACGUUUUUAUAUAUCUUUUCAAUCAAGUUUAAUAAUGGUUGAAAAUGCUGAAUUUUCAGCACACCGUUUACCAUAUAGUUCCAACACCUAAUCUCAGCUAUGUUCAAAUGGUAAAGCAUAAUAAUGAUUUCCCUUAUCAAACUUACAAAAAUUUUGGCACCUGUUGAUCACCGGAUUUCCUUUCCGACCCUUCUGUAUCUAAUACAAGACUUCAAGAGGGUUUGACCACAGAGAGAGAGUGUGUAUGUAUGUGUGUACACAGAAAUAAUUAAAAGUGCCUUCCAAUACGCGGAAAAUAUAACUCCAAACAAUACUUAUCUCCAAAUUAAAUUCCAUAUACUUCGCUGUAAGCUUGCAGGUUCAAUGUUUUAAGUAUUUAUGGUCGCAAACUGGAACCCUGGGAAAGCUCCUCCUUUUACAAAAUAAACAGGAAAGAGCGAUUGUAAAUUUUUAAUCGUAUGGCGCAGACAGCAAAGAAACAACUAAGAAAUGUGUCUGUCUAGCGCGGUUUCUUCGAGAGACAGAGAGAGAGAGAGAGAGAGAGAACACUGAUUGUUUAUUUAUAAACUUCACUCAUCUUGCAUAGCCUGGCUUCCUCUGCGGCCGCCCAUCAAAAUCAGCAACCUCCGGCGUUCCUCCUCUCAACGCGCUCACCGAACCGCCCUUCCCAGCGAAGUAUCAAGUACCGCCAGUAGCUCCGCCCUUCACCCCCCCUCCCCGCUCGCCAUUUACGAAGAUUGCCGAACGGGAAAGAGGGGAUCGUAUCGAGCCGUAAUUCCUCUCCGGCCUUUCCGAAGACAAUCGAAGGGCUUCGGCCUCUCUUCUUCCCCUCCGCGUCUCUGGCGGCGAUUGCUCUUGCUGGGGCUGCCGCGAUCUCCUCCGGGGCUUUCAGCGCUGCUCGGCGGGCCCGAGACCGUGUCCGAGGUCUUGCGGCGGGGGCUUCCGCUGGGGUCUUCUGCUCGCAGGCUCCCCUCCGCCGGGGCAGAGGUGUUUCCAGCCGUGCUCCCGGGGGUCCUAGUUGGACCGGGCGGGCUGGGCCUGAGAGCCGCGGCUGAGAGCAGGCGAUCGGUGGUCGGCUUGUGGAGACUGUGAAGCGGCGGCGGCGGCAGCGGCUCCCCCUAGGGGAAGCGGGGCGGCCGGGGUCCGGUUCGGAUGGCGGAGGGCAUCCAGCAUCAGCAACUCGUGCCUGGCGGCGUCGGCGUCCCAGCCCCUCGAGGGGUCAAGCGGGAGUCCGAAUUGGAGCAGCCGAUGCCCGGCGGGGACGGAGCCGAGAGCGGCCAAAGCAAGAGGCUGCGGACGGAGGCUGAGGCGGACGGAGGCGGCAUGCAGAAUGAGCCUCUGACUUCCAGUUAUCAUGGAUACCCAGGAAGAGAUAGUCAGGGUAACCAGGAGCCGACAGCUACUCCUGACACAAUGGUCCAGCCAUUCACCACAAUCCCAUUCCCACCUCCCCCACAGAAUGGGAUCCCCACAGAGUAUGGUGUUCCCCACACUCAGGACUAUACAGGCCAGACCAGUGAGCACAAUCUGACAAUCUAUGGAAGUGGACAAACGCAUGGAGAACAGAAUACGAAUACAGCUACCACGCAGAAUGGAUCUCUUACGCAGACAGAAGGAGGGGCACAGACAGAUGGCCAGCAGUCGCAGACACAAAGCAGUGAGAAUGCUGAGAGCAAGUCUACCCCAAAGCGGCUGCAUGUGUCCAACAUUCCCUUCCGUUUUCGGGAUCCUGACCUCCGGCAGAUGUUUGGGCAAUUUGGUAAAAUCCUUGAUGUAGAGAUAAUCUUCAAUGAACGUGGGUCCAAGGGAUUCGGGUUCGUAACUUUCGAGAAUAGUGCUGAUGCAGACAGGGCCAGGGAGAAAUUACACGGCACCGUGGUAGAGGGCCGUAAAAUCGAGGUUAAUAAUGCCACUGCACGAGUAAUGACUAAUAAGAAGAUGGUCACACCUUAUGCAAACGGUUGGAAAUUGAGUCCUGUAGUUGGAGCAGUAUAUGGACCUGAAUUAUAUGCAGCAUCCAGUUUUCAAGCAGAUGUCUCGCUGGGCAAUGACGCUGCAGUGCCCCUGUCAGGAAGGGGGGGUAUUAACACUUACAUUCCUUUAAUCAUACCCAGCUUCCCUUACCCAACUGCAGCCACCACAGCGGCAGCAUUUAGGGGAGCCCAUCUGAGAGGACGAGGAAGGACAGUGUAUGGUGCGGUACGAGCAGUACCUCCAACAGCCAUCCCAGCUUACCCAGGAAUAGUCUUACAGGAACCAAUCAUUAGCGCUAAAAUACCUCAGGGUGGAUAUGCAGCCUACAGAUAUGCGCAGCCCGCUACUGCAACAGCAGCUACUGCUGCUGCAGCAGCUGCAGCAGCUUACAGUGAUGGUUACGGCAGGGUGUACACAACAGACCCUUACCAUGCUCUUGCCCCUGCAGCUAGCUACGGAGUUGGCGCUGUGGCAAGUUUAUAUCGAGGUGGCUACAGCCGAUUUGCCCCUUACUGAAGUGACAUGAGCCCCCCUGCAAGUGGGACAGCUCCCUCCCCCCAGUUCAUGAGGCCUGGCUAUUGCAAUAUUUACUAGUAGAGGAACUCUAUAGCAAGAAGAGGAGGAAAACAAAAGAAAAAAACAAGAGAAAUACUUUUUUAUACCUCACUAUGUUCUUUAAAUAUGUAUUUUCCUUUAAAUUUCUGCCUUUAAUUCUUUUGUUCCAAAGAUUGUGCAUUUUUUGAUCUUUUUUUUUCAAUUGUUUGUUUUUAACUGUGGUAAACAUAAUGCAUUUUGUGUCUAUAUAUGCAUAGUUUAUCCUACCAAUCACACAAAAAGAGAUAAAUAGUGCUAAGGAGGGCUGUUAGGAUUCAAUAUAAUGGAACAUAGUCAGGAAUAUGUAGAUAUUAUUGCUGGGUCUUCUGCCCAAGAGCCAGAAUAGUGUGGAAGAGCCCCCUCUAUUGGGAGAAUGGGGGAAUGUUGAUGGCCUGCAGCUGGAACCUGCAUGCUCGUUGGAAACACAAAGACCCUCCUCUUUUAUCACCAGCUGGCACUUAUGGGCUCAGGACAGCUCCAGCAGCAUCAAGAUUUUUUUUAUAAUUUUCAAGACAAAACUGCUCAAAGCUGCCCAAAGAUUUCAUCUAAUGGUUUUAGAGGACAAGGCAUAUAACAAAUACAUACGCCUAUCUUUAAUUCUUUUAAUCCAUUCUACCAUGGCUUUACUUUAAUCAUUCCGUUGCUUUGGUUUUCUUCUCUUCCCACUCUUCCCUCUUUUCUGAUGAAAUAGCAUGUUUGGGACAAUAACUGUUGAAUUUGGAGCCAUGAUGAAUUUUUUUUCUUUAGAAAAACCAAGAGUUUAAUUGCAAAGAUCUACAUAUUCUGAGGUUCUGGAAUAGUGAUUAUGGGAAAAGCUUGCACCAGUGCUACUCUGAUACUCUAAGAUACUCCACUGUACAAGAUCCUCCUUUUUCACCCUGAGGUAGUUAGCUUUCCUGCAAGUAUGUUAUAAAAAAAAAAUUGCAUGAAAAGAAAAAAAAAUGCAUUCUGGACUAGAAAAGUAAGGUGGGGGGGGGAUUUUUUUCUUCCUUUUGUCAUAACACUAAUUUGGAAACCAUGCUUGUAUUAGCAUUGGUAUCUGGAAAUGAAGUAUUUUCAAACAUAAUAUAAAGGCAUAAUUAAUGUUUACUCUGAUUUGCAACCGGUCUUAAUGGUUGCCUGUCUGAAGACAAACUGCUCAAUUGGAUCAGUACUGCCAAUCUGGAAUUGAGAAAGGGCUUCAGGAAGACUCUAAGCCUGAAGAUUGUCCCAUGCUAGAAUAUCUGCCUGGAAUACUCUUUCUUCUUCUACCAUCUGAAAUCUUGUAAAUUGAUAAUGCAUGCAAUUGGAUUACAAGCAAACCAUGGCUCUUAUAUAUUUUGCCACUAAUCAUAGACAUUAGAAUAGCAUAAAGGAUCCCUUUUUAUUCUUGUACUCUUCCAUUAUUAUUUUUAACACCUCCUGCAGAUGCCCUAAAAAUUUAACUUAAAGUCCAUCAUCUCUCAGACUUUUGGCUAUGAUCAAGUGUACCAUCCUCUGUAGUAUAACUUUAAAGCCAUACCCAUUACAAAAGCACAAUUCCCUGCUCCUUCAUCUCACUAAAGUAGUAUUGGAGGACAUUUCAACUAAAAAUAGGCAAUUGGAUAAAUGAAACCCUAUUAUCUUUUGCCUUGUGAUGUCAAAAUGGGCAAGGAGAUUUGAAAACCUUCAGUAAUAUCACAUAAGUACACUGUUCCAAUCAUAUACAACUCAUGCAUCUUUAGUUCCACUGCCAUUGUGUUCUCUUGUGGCUUACCAGAGAUUUCUGUGGACUGCUAAAGAGGAGAUCUUAAUGAAAGAGUCUAUUUGUUUGAGCAAAGGGGCACUAAACUAUUAGACUGUUAGCUGCUUUUUUAAAGACAAGCUGCUGUAACAGUCACUAAGUUUGUUUUGUACAUCCAGCUUAAAAUGAGAAGAGAAUAGGAAUAUUACAGCUGUCACAAAAUUGUGGAAAUGAGGAAGGAAGAUUUUCCAGCUACUUUCAUCUCAAGGAGGAUGUGAUUUUACUUCUGCCUGUCAAAUAAGAUACAUCAGAGUUCCAUAGUGAAUUAACAACUGUGAAAAAAGAGUCUUGUGUUGACAUAGAAAAAGAUACAAUCUGCAGCGCUCUAGCAAAAUUCUUGGAUUAAAUAUUUUUUUACAGUUGAAAGAUUGAACCCUGGAUCUCGAUAAAUCCUCCAAGUUGCAUAAUUUUAACUUUUUCUCAUAAAGGACUAAGGUGGAGUCCUUUUACAGAUUAUUCCUGGAUUGACACUCAAGUCACCCUGGCUGUCACCUGAGUUAUAUCGCUGGCCCUGCAAGGCAUCUUUAGCCAAGAAAUGUCUCUAGUCUAAUUCCUUAGCUAUAAAACGAAAGAGCAAAACAUUUGCCUCUUUUGUGAAACACAAAUAUAUGAUAAGUACACUAUUCCUAUAAAUACCUUUUCAUCUCUUGAUUUUUCCAAAGCCUGAACUAACUUUGCAACAAAGCAAAAUUUUAGCAAGAUAAUGUUUACCCUCUGAUUUCUAGAACAGUUGAAACAUCUUCAUAGGUGGUACAAAUUCAAGGCUUUACAAAUCCUCUUCCAGCCAUCUCCACUUACAGAUGUCUAGUAGAAAUGUAGCAGGACACUUCAGCUUUCAAGACCAGAUUGGGAUGGAUAUGUCUUGUGCUGCAAAGGAGUGUGCAGGCAGCCUGGGAAAUAGAAUGUGCAUGUCAUUCUCCAGCAUGCUAGCAUCUGAGGAAUCCAUUGCAGUGGGGGGUGGGGUGGGCUGGGGUGGAGAAGAAGCUUAGGAGUGUAUUGACUGAAUGGGUUUUACAAUAGGAAGACAAAAUUCCUAAUGGACAAGGUGAAUAACCAAUGUAAUGUGUGUGUUUUUAUUCUGAUUUUCUCCUGAUAAUUUCAAACAUGAUUGUAGUAUACGCCAGUAUACUUGAUUUUUGUUGUUGUUGCUUCAUUGUUGCAUAAAACACUAUUUGGGUGAUGUUAUUGUCAACUGAACAUUUUCUACUCCAUUUCCUAUUCACCCACCCUGUUUUAAGGUUUUUAUUUACAGUCUAAUGAAACUAAAUCUCCAGUGAAUGAGGCAAACCAUCUUCUUGUAGUCAAAAUUAAACUAUUAAUAUAGGGUAUUUCCUCAGUGUGCUGUUUUCCCUACCUGAUUGGUUAUAUAACCAUAAGAUUUGGACUGUGUUCCUGGCACCCCUUUUAAGAACCAAAUUCUCAUAAGCACUCAAUUUGCAGAACCUACUGCCAUGAUGGUGGAGAAACAAUGCAACAUUGUAGUCCUCUGCAGUUAUUUUGUUCAGAUGAUACUUCAAACCUUGGACAAUUAGAAAGAAGCUUCUUGUGAGUCUUUCUAGAUAUAUCACACUAAACACUGCCUGUUAAAAAGGAUGAAAACUGAGUAACAGCCUACUCCUUAGCAAUAGCAGAUUUGCUGCCCUUUUAUUUUUUCUUAAAGCCGUCCACUGAAGUAUUCAUUAUGACUUGUAGUCUGCCUCAUGUCAAUUAAUUAUUGACUUCUUUAAAGGAAAAUCAGAAGCCUCGUACUUGGUUUUCUCUCUUUUGGAGUGGAAUAUUCAAGUGCAUUUUGCAGUUGCUUUGAGAAGCCACUGUGAAGGAAUUUAGUCUAUAUAUUCAAUAGAGUGAUGUGUCACCGUUUUGGCAGCUCUUUUUGCCUGGAAUUCAAUAAGUGAUAAAGUAAUCUUUCUGGGAUUUAAUUUGGUGUUUUUGUUUUGUUUUGUUUUAGUUCUGUUUGUAAAUACCUGGGGCAUGACCCUGGCAUGAUGACAAAAGUUGAGGCAGAACUGAGGGCAGUCCCAAGAUGACAGAGAGUUUACUGACCACCCAAGCUGACUUGGUAAUACUUGGAGUUUGUCAGAAAAAGAUCUAAUAUGCCCUGAACUGGCUUGACUCUUGGUGCAGUGUCUAUUGCACUUCUUCCUUGCCAGGUACUUUUGGGACAUAGGAUGCAUUGUAAUUAGAUGCUCCCUUCUCCUUGGAUCAUUCCCCAGGAUGCCCAGGCUACUUGACCAGGAUCCUGUUUCUUGACUGACUCUGGAAAAGUAGUAGCUGCAUCCCAGGACUUUGUGGCAAUCUCUUAACAUCCUAUUCCCUCCCCUACCCCCUGUUCAAGUAUCAUAUUGUACAGUAGCUUUCAAACCAUACAGUAUUCAUUGGGUUACUCUUAUUAUUAUCAAGUAGCUGGAAUUGUGAAGGUCAGAGUAGUUAGCUCUUUAGCUUUUAUUCUUUUUUUUGUAUUAUCCAUGUGUAUAAAUUAUUGAUCAUGUUGCUGGCUUUUAUAAACUCUAAGCAAGGGAGGUGGAGUCUUUCUUCAUCCUUUGCAAAUGGUAAUGAAGCACUGUUUUUAAAUAAAAGAGAAACACCA
Crotalus tigris (Tiger rattlesnake) is the source of this 9688-nucleotide messenger RNA. It is a transcript of the gene RBFOX2, whose product is annotated as RNA binding fox-1 homolog 2. Gene Ontology annotation, cellular component: nucleus; cytoplasm. The record is from RefSeq and is a predicted model, not a curated record. Gene Ontology annotation, molecular function: mRNA binding. Bases 3924 to 5261 code for a protein of 445 amino acids. The transcript is spliced from 14 exons. Gene Ontology annotation, biological process: nervous system development; regulation of alternative mRNA splicing, via spliceosome. Lineage: Eukaryota; Metazoa; Chordata; Lepidosauria; Squamata; Viperidae.